Molecule: messenger RNA, 5359 nt
Organism: Amborella trichopoda
Lineage: Eukaryota; Viridiplantae; Streptophyta; Magnoliopsida; Amborellales; Amborellaceae
Source: RefSeq, a predicted model, not a curated record
GCCCAACUGACACGAAAAUCUCGUUCCCUCUCUCUCUCUCUAACUCCUGAACAAAACGUGAAAAAGAGUCCCCAUAAUUCGCAUCGCUUUUGCCCAGAGCCGAAAACCACGGAUGGCAAAAAAAUCCCCAAAUCAAAACCAGGACUUGAAGAGAGAGAAAGUUCCGUUUGGGUUUUCUUUAUAUCAAAUCUCCUGUGACUCUCAUUUUCUGUGUUUUUUCUAAUUCUUUAAUCUAAACGCAUAUCAAUUCUCCUCUAUUUUGUCUGUCUACCUAGUCUUCUUUUGGGUCGACGUUCUGGACUCUCUGGGUUUUGUUAUUUUUCUCUCUCAUCGUCGUUUAUCGACGGUUGUUGUUUCCUCAUGUCUUUUGCACCGCUGUUUCUAUCUCUAGUUUCUCGGAAAUUUCCGGAGGUUUAGAGCGAGAGAGGAGUUAUUUUAGGUUUUUCGGAUAUUGCUUGCAAUUACGACUGCAUGAAAAAAUUGCGAAUGGAUUUGUCAUGAAAUUGCGUUGUUUUGGAGGAACCGAUCUGUUUGGUAUCCAUUUCUUGAUCUUUUCUUUGACAAUUUGAUUAUUUGCUGGAUUUGGAAAUUAGGGUUUUGCUUGAACUGGGCAAACUGCUUCCUUUUAGGGUUUGAGAUCUUAUUCCUGUACAAAAGAGGUAGUAAUUGGGUUCAGCGAUGUGUUGAGUUGUGUAGAUAUUGGAAUUUGAAUUGCAGUUUGAAGGGAUCAACCAUUCAUAUUCAUUUAGGUUACAGGAAAGUCAUGGCUUUUACACAAAAUCGACAUUUACCAACUCAAGGUGGGUACCAAAAUCACAGGUCAACUUCAUCGUCAUAUGAGAGAUCUGGUGCCCCAACAAGGAAUUACAGCAAUAUUGUUGACCUAACUUCUCAUGGUCCUGAUAUCGAUACUUUGCCCGCCAUGAAAAGAAGAAAAUCCAUGGCCACUGAAACUUCCAUGGCCACCAAGAAUAGUUUUUCUUCCAGUUUGUGGGAAAAUCAGGGGAGAUGUUACCAACCAUUUUAUUUCAAUGACAAUUCUGUCGCAGCUUGUCGAUCCGAUUUGAACUUGUUCAAUAACCUGUCUACCAGCAACCAUCAGUAUUAUAAUUAUUCCCAACAAAGUUAUUUGAGGGAUUGUACAGGAGUAAAUGAAGAUGGGGUCUCUCCCAAUAGUGUUUAUGAAGCAUCGGAGUUUUUUAUGUCAAGGGAUGAGAUAGAGAGGUGUUCACCUUCAAGGAAGGAUGGAAUAGAUUUGCGUAAAGAAACGCAUCUGCGAUAUUCAUACUGUGCCUUCCUCCAAAACCUUGGAAUGACGCUGGAACUGCCACAAACUACAAUUGCAACUGCUAUUGUCCUUUGCCACCGCUUUUUUGUUCGCCGAUCUCAUGCAUACCAUGAUAGAUUUUUGGUCGCUACAGCAUCUCUCUUUCUUGCGGCUAAGUCGGAGGAGACACCUCGCCCGUUGAAUUCUGUGAUCAGAGCAUCUUGUGAAAUUUGCCACAAGCAUGACCUAGCGUUCUUUCCUCAUUUGCUGCCUGUUGACUGGUUCGAGAAAUAUAGGGAGCGGGUCAUAGAGGCGGAGCAAAUGAUUCUGACAACUCUGGAUUUUGAACUCACUGUUCAACAUCCUUACAUUCCACUCACCACAGUCCUUAGCAAGUUAGGAUUAUCUCAAAGUGUUCUUGUAAAUCUGGCAUGGAACUUGGUCAAUGAAGGGUUUUGCAAAAUGACGCUGGUGGUUCCAGGAUGUAUGAAAGCAGCCUGAUUUUUAUCAUGCACCAAGUUAUUUAUGUAUGUACCUAGUGGUAGAGCCCAACUGAUGUGACCAAGCCUUGCACAACUGUAGAAAAGGCUAAGGCGAACGCCUGUGAAGGCGUCGCGAAAGCAAUGAGCCUAAGCCUCAUGUGACAGUGUCCAUGGUUCGAAUCCCCGCUAGCUGACCCAUAAAAAACAAUUCGGACCCACAGCGGACAAGAUGUACAUCCAAUUUCCACCUGAUGAAGAAGCCAUUAGGCCGUUAUUACUGGUCUUGGGAUAUCUUAGGGAAGCGUUGUCAUAUGGCUUUCAUGUGGCCAUGAAACAGAUGAUCUCUCUGUAUUAACUAUUAUUUCUCAACCCCCUUAUGGGUCACUGAUGACAGGUUAUCAAUAAUUACUGAGUCCUCAGUAUUGAUUACUCAUCUUUAGUUAUCUGUGGAGAAUCACUUCUUGGGUCUUGAGAAAUGGUCGUUGAAACAGAUGGACAUUAGUCUGAAGUCGGUUACCUAUCAAAAGGAUUUCUAAGGGCUUUGCAAGUCCUGUUGUGGCUUGCAAGCCAUGCUUCAAGCAGUAAUCAACUAAUCAUAGAGCACGCGUUGGUGUGUCAGUAGUGACACUUGUUUUCUCUCGGCGUCUGUUUGUGAACACACAGUCAUGUGGGUCACUUACAUGUAUAAGCUAUUUGAGAGUUAGUGGUUAAGGUUGAGAAUGACCACUCAGAGGUAUUGAAAAUGUGUUUUUAGAUGUUUGACCCUACUUCUUGUGGGCCAUACAUAUUCUAGUGUCUGAUCAAUUGGGUUCACCAUCUCAGUUCCAUAGUUACAUCCGAUAGUCUUGGAUAUAGAGUCCAGCUUUAUAGUACCUUAUCGUUAAUUGCUGGCAAUCAAUGGCCUGCUAAUAGCUGCAUUUUGAUAGCUGUGCAGACUAGUAUUGGUUGCUGUCUGUGAACUAUCCUGGAGGUUCUUGUUGGAAACCAGCAAGGCCUACAUAGAGUUUGCAAUUGAUGAUUUUAGGCUGAAGAACUUGGAGGUGGCUGCUAAAGUAUGUUAUGGGCUUUAGUAAACUGGGAUCUGAUUCUUAGUAUCUCUGCAACUUCCAGUUGCAUGUAUUUGAAGGGGCGGAUGCUAUAAAAUUGAUGAAUAAAUUCAACCUGGGCCAUUCAUCACAUUCUAAUAUCUUAUGUAUGGCCGUUACUGUGGGAGGGGCUAUUUUGUGAACACAUUUGAAAAUAUCAUUUCUAUUAACUUAUUGCAGGUGUUACUUGUCAGGAAAUAUUUUGACCUGUAACAUUGCCUUCUCCCUAACCAAUCCCUCUCCCACCCCGCAAAAAAGAAAAAGAAAAAAUCCUGUCUGCAUUUGUAUGCCAAUGGGCAUGUAUUGCAUAGUUUGACUGGGGGGUUAUUAUCUUUUCUUAAUUAAUAACAUAUUUAAUUGAGCCGAAGGAAUAAACUUAUGGAUUAAUUCACUGUAGCACAUAAAAGCAAUAGAUUAGAUGUUCUUUUGUUGCUUAUGUGCAACUAUUUGGACUUUUGAUGCUAUAUAACCAACUAGAACAAACAUUUUGGAAAUGUUUAGAACACUUCCUUUUAUUUCUUUAUUGAAAGUGGACAUUUAGUAAUAUCUGCAAACCUCCCCUUGAGGCAAGAUGACCAAAUUCACCCCAUGGCAUUCUAACACUGGUACAGAGGAUGAUGCGGCGCCCGCUCACUUCCAAACAAGUAUGUUUGACUUGCUACUUUGCAUUGGCAAACCAAAGAAAGCCAAGUGGAUUGGUAUCACCGAAAACUGCAAGAGGAGAUUGGCAUAUCCUGGAAAUACCACUCUCUCCUUGGGCGGCCAUGUGACCCUGAACAAGUCCACCUUAACAUAUCCACCGGUCUUCCAGAUGUCCCUAUUUCGUGUGCAGUUGAGCAUCGUUAACAAGUUGGAACCUCUCGUGAGAGACUUUCUCUGGAAUGGCAUGAAUGGCUCUCGCAGAUAUCACCUAGUGAAAUGGUAUGAAGUCUCUAUGCCAAAUAAAGCAAUGGUUCUCAGUAUCUGACACUCCAGGGGACUACAUAAUCCUCCUCGGGAAGCAGAGUUGGUGCUUGUGUUACAAACCAGGGGCCAAUAUAACGUUCAAUGAUCCAUCAUAGACAUGGAAUGGAAGAUUCAGCAUGGCUUGGGCUGUUAAUUGCGAGAGCAUCCAGGAGAAGUCCAUUUGCCAAACUAACACCCUUUUUUAUAGUUUGUUGUACUUCAUUGGCAAAUCAGGGAAGAACACCAGGUUUUGGAGGCGCUUGUGGUUGGGACAGCAGCCACUUGAACUUUUUUCAGGGCUCUGAAACAUGGAUAUAAGAGGGAAGCCACAUUUGACAACCAUGUCGAACAGUUGUGCAGUCACGUUGUUUGGACCGUCAUCCUUCGGGUAGACCUCAAUGGAAGUGAGACAUCAGAAUUCGUUUCCCUAUGUGACGUCACUUAACAUUUACUUUAUGCCCUUGUCUGGUCCUGAAAAGUUCACUCGGGCCCCCAACUCAAGAGGCAUCUUCAUGGUGGCCUUCUAUUAGCCCUGCUGCCCUUGUUCAUGCUACCAUCCAUGGUUUCCUCCUGCACUCCUCGAGGUCCAUGCCUUCAUUUGGGAAGAAGGCCAUAUCCACUCACUGAGUACAGAGGCGUUCCAAUUGGACAAUAAAUAUGCUAUGUGCAGCUUGCCCAAGGAGCCCAGCUCUCCUCUUUUCAUACACAGCACCACGAUUGGAUCACUUCACAAUCUGUGGGAAAACCUAUUAAAAUAUCACUAUUCCCUACCCCUUCCAAGUCAGGUCUUAUAUCUGCCGGUUCAUCAUCCAGAUUGUCAUGUGGUUCAUCUGGCUCAAGUGUAAUUGACGCAUGUUUUGAGUUGUUGUCGAUCCGCAUCACCAAAUCUCAUACAUCAAACUAGAUCUACCAUAGCGUUGUGGGCCUCCUUACUGAAAGAAUAUACCCACUAUUAAUCCAAUCCUCCCUACCUUCGAUCCCAAGAUCCUCCUUUGUGCUGCCACCUGGACCAGGCUUCAUCAAACUAUAACUUUUGUUUUUUUUUCUGUCGAGAACCUCUGGGUUUCCUGCCUUAACAGGACGCCUGUUUAGAACCCAUAAAGUGAGAUUCUUCUUACCUUCUCUUAUCCUGUUGAUACUGCUGAUGCAUCCUUUUCUGAAUCAAAGAACCUGUAUAUCAGAAUGCAAUUAUUCAACGGAAAUUGGGGCUCUUCCAUCCUAAUCAAAGGCGACUCCCUCAGUGCCAUCUCAUGGACUACCAAGUCCACUUCCUGCUCGUGAAGGUUCAAAAAUCAUUUAUGAACAAUUGUUUCAUUUGUGUGGAAAAAUCUCGGUUUCCUUCCGACACACAUGACGUGAAGCUAACUCUACAGUCGGCGCCUUGGUGAGGGAAGGCAUGAGCCAUCCAUCCCUUGUGGUGACCCAGCUCCCUACAUUCUCUUUCGCUAGACUGCACGUUUAUUGUACAGCCCCACCCUAAUGCAAGUCAGUAGCUAAAAAUUCGUACCUCAUCCUUUAUACUUUUUGGUUUCUUGUUACUUACAAAAAUUGGGCAUAGUUUUCUGUUUUAAUCAUUUAUU